GGCAAACAAGCUUAGGAUCGGCACUGAACUUGGCCGUGCGCUGUCGAGCUUCGUUUCGAACGGCUAGCUUCAGUUGUGAUUGAGUUGCCACUGGAGCUACAUCGCUUCGGAAGAUCGUCGCGAUCGCAUCGGAAGGGUUCGCAAGAGUAACAACAUAUCUGAUUAACAAUGGUAGGAAGAGGUUUAAAUAGUGUAUAUUAGUCAACUUUUGUGAAAUAGUUUUAAUAACUUUAAAGUAGUGAAAUUAUCGAGAAAAAUCGGCCACUGGUUAUCGCCUCACGCGAUACGAUGCUGGACAGUUGUAGACAAACAUCUCUCGCGGCGUGUUAUUGCAUCGUCAUCGUCCGAUCUCGGCACAGCGUGAACGUGACACUGCAUGACUUGUGAAACUCGUGCUACACAAGAAUCUCCUGGCGCUAGUUUGCUUCCUAGCGGCCACCCUUCAAACCUCGAUCGGAGCCCGGAUACUCUCCGUCAAUGUGUUCCCCGGGCGUAGCCAUUGGAUGAUGAUCGGUAGCAUUCUGGAGGAGCUGCUCGAGCGUGGCCAUGAGGUGACGGUUAUCACCAACUACCCCAGGAAGAAAGCUCAUCCAAAUCUCACGGAGAUAGUGAUCGAUCCCAUCUACGACUUUUGGGGCAAAUCGGUUAAGGUGGACUCGCUGUACGAUCUGACCGAUAUCUCGGUACAUCAAAUGCUGAUGGACUUCCUGUACCCGUUGGGCCUUCAGACGGCCGAGUAUGCGUUUACGCGCGAGAAUGUGAUGGACUUUUUGCGGAAUGAUAAGAGCCAGUUUGAUCUGCUGCUUGCCGAACAGUUCUACCAGGAAGCGUACCUGAUGCUGGCGCACAAGUAUAAGGUCCCGAUCGUGUCGAUAGGAACGUUCGGGUUCGCCCAGUACAUGGGUCCGAUGAUGGGUCUUAUGAACGCUUGGUCACACGUUCCGCACGAGUUCCUACCGUUCACCGACCACAUGUCGCUUUACCAACGAGCCUACAACACGUUCGUCAGUUCGUACGAGCUCCUGCUACGCUCCUGGUUCUAUCUUCCCGAGCAGCAAGCAAUGGCCGACAAGUACUUCUCGUUUCUUCCUGGUCCACUGCCGCGCUUAAGUGAUCUGGAGCGCCAAGUGUCGGUGAUUCUGCUGAACAGCUAUCCACCACUAACGUCAACUCGUGCCAAAGUGCCGGGGCUGGUGCAGGUCGGUGGCUUACACAUCAAGGAACCGAAACGUCUUCCGGACGAUCUGCAAACCUUCAUCGACGGCGCAAAGGACGGUGUGAUCUACUUCAGUCUCGGUACAAACCUACGGUCGGCUGAUAUGCCUCCGGCGAAGCUUUCCGUCAUCCUGAAAGUGUUCGGUUCGAUGAAGCAGCGUGUGGUGUGGAAGUUUGAGGAUGAAGGCAUCAAGAACCUACCACCGAAUGUGCUCGUCCGUAGCUGGCUACCGCAGAGCGAUAUUCUAGGGCACCCGAAUGUGAAGGUGUUUAUUACGCACGGUGGAUUGCUGGGCACACAGGAAGGGGUGCAUCGAGCCGUGCCGAUGGUAGGCAUACCGAUCUACUGCGAUCAGCAUCUCAACAUGAACAAAGCCACCCUGGGUGGGUAUGCGGUGAAGCUGUACUUCCCCAACAUAACUGAAGAAUCGUUCCGAUGGGCACUGGAAGAGGUGUUGUACAAUCCGAGCUACAAGGCGAACAUGGCGAAGGUGUCACAAACAUUCCGCGACCGUCCAAUACCGGCGCUGGAUGAAGCGAUCUACUGGAUAGAGUACGUGAUACGGUACAAGGGUGCACCGCAGCUGCGCUCGGCUGGAUUGGAUCUACCGUGGAUUAGCUUUGCGUUGCUUGAUGUCGUUGGGCUGAUGGUGCUCUCUUUGCUGAUGGGAAUCUUUAUAGUGCGCCGAGCUGUCUCCCAUUUGUUUGGUGGAAAGGGCAAAAGUAAACGAAAGCAUGAAUAAUUAAAAAUAUGAAUGAAAAAUGAGUAAAUACAAACAUUUUAAAAUACUGA
Molecule: messenger RNA, 2008 nt
Organism: Anopheles stephensi (Asian malaria mosquito)
Lineage: Eukaryota; Metazoa; Arthropoda; Insecta; Diptera; Culicidae
Product: UDP-glycosyltransferase UGT5-like
Exons: 3
Coding region: 504-1958 (484 amino acids)
Molecular function (GO): UDP-glycosyltransferase activity
Source: RefSeq, a predicted model, not a curated record